Molecule: messenger RNA, 1200 nt
Organism: Colletotrichum lupini
Lineage: Eukaryota; Fungi; Ascomycota; Sordariomycetes; Glomerellales; Glomerellaceae
Product: HhH-GPD superfamily base excision DNA repair protein
Exons: 1
Coding region: 1-1200 (399 amino acids)
Biological process (GO): DNA alkylation repair; base-excision repair, AP site formation; base-excision repair
Cellular component (GO): protein-DNA complex; nucleus
Molecular function (GO): DNA-3-methyladenine glycosylase activity; alkylated DNA binding; DNA-7-methylguanine glycosylase activity
Source: RefSeq, a predicted model, not a curated record
AUGGCGUCCCGGCGAUCAGCGCGACUGAGCGCCCAAACGGACAUCAAGAUUCCGCCGCCUGCCACAAUCAUAGCGCCUUCCGCAGCCUCCCCGGCGCCAAAAAGCCGGAAGAGAAAGGCCCCGGCAGAACCCGCGCCUACAGAUUCAGCUCCGUCCUCGGACCCGGUCACACCGCCGAGAAAACGGAGCUCCAAGGCCGGCCCGGUGACACCCGUUCCGCCUCCGCCAAUGACACCCACCCCGAGCGCCGUCGGCCUCAUCGCCGAACGCGUCAACGGCACCGUAAAGAAGCCCAAGUCCAAGGCCGUUAGCCGGCUCGCUGACCCGAAACUUACCAACGCGCCCGUCAUCUCACCCGAGACGUCGAGGGUGAUCGCGUCUCGGUCCGCCGAGGCGGCAUCGCCUUCCAAGGCGCCGACGAGUUGUGUCCCAGGAGCAGGCGGGAGUGCGAAAAGAACAACCACGGACAACAUCCUCGAGGAAGCAUGCCGCCAUCUCAUCGAGGUCGACGAACGCAUGAAGCCCCUCAUUGAGAAAAACUACUGCUGCGUCUUCUCGCCCGAAGGCCUCGCCGAAAAGGUGGACCCCUUUGAGAGCCUCUGCAGCGGCAUCAUCUCCCAGCAGGUCUCGGGCGCCGCGGCACGAUCCAUCAAGAACAAGUUCGUCGCUCUCUUCACAACAGACGAAGAACCCGAGAUCAAAAUCGAAGCCGCUGAGUCGACCGAGUCCGGGUCCUCCUCCAACAAGUUCCCCCAGCCGUCAGAGGUAGCUGCCCGCUCGAUCGAGAACCUCCGCGCCGCCGGCCUCUCGCAGCGGAAAGCCGAGUACAUCAAGGGCCUGGCCGAGAAAUUUGCGUCGGGGGAGCUGAGCGCCCAGAUGCUGGCGGAGGCCCCCUACGAGGAGGUGCGGGACAAGCUCAUCGCCGUCCGGGGCCUGGGCUUGUGGUCGGUUGAGAUGUUUGCGUGCUUCGGCCUCAAGAGGAUGGACGUGUUCUCGCUGGGCGAUCUGGGCGUACAGAGGGGCAUGGCGGCGUUUGUCGGGCGGGACGUGGCCAAGCUGAAAGCCAAGGGCGGCGGCAAGUGGAAGUACAUGUCGGAGAAGGACAUGACGGAGAUGGCGAGCCCGUUUGCGCCGUAUCGUAGUGUGUUCAUGUGGUAUAUGUGGAGGGUCGAGGAGACUGAUAUAAGCACACUGGAGUAG